This is a messenger RNA of Parasteatoda tepidariorum (common house spider), 535 nucleotides long. It is a transcript of the gene ND-B8, whose product is annotated as NADH dehydrogenase (ubiquinone) B8 subunit. Gene Ontology annotation, cellular component: respiratory chain complex I. The record is from RefSeq and is a predicted model, not a curated record. Lineage: Eukaryota; Metazoa; Arthropoda; Arachnida; Araneae; Theridiidae.
AACCGCACGCAGAAGGAAUAGGCCUUUAAUCUGAAGUACUGAGCUCGGUUUUGGCAUUUCUACAGCAAUAGUAAGCAGCCAAAAGCGUCUGAAAAAUUUGUGAAGAACGUAAAUAAUAAACAAAUAUAAGUGUAAAAGAAAGACAAGUUCAAAAAUGUCAAAAGCUUUGAAGUUAGGUCCUUAUUUAAAAGAAUUUCGUUUCCAUUUAUGUCAGAACUCUAACGAAAGUUUAGGUUUCAGAGAAUUUAUACAAAAGCAUUAUGUUCCUUUGAAGAAAAGUAAUCCACAGUUUCCAAUGCUGGUUCGUGAAUGUAGAAAUGUGGAACCUAAAAUAUAUGCUAGAUAUGAAUUUGGAAAAGAAACAUCAGUUUCUGUGAAAAAUUUGGGAAGUGACAAGAUAUUUGAGGUUCUUCAAAAGUUAGCUACUGCUACAAAAUAAAAAUAUAUUACAUUAACUUGCAUAAUGUAAAAUAUUUAACCAUAGUGUAUAGUUUAAAAAGCAAUAAAUAUUGUUGAUUUUCAAAUUUUUUAUCAA